AUGCCGCGAGACGAAGGAAACCACCCAUGGCCGCUGCGUCCAAAUUUGCUGCUCCUUCUGGCGGACGACAUGGGCUGGGGCGACUGGCCGAACGCAAACAUGCCUCUCCGCCACCUCGACGCGCUCGCCGCCGCCGGCACUCGCUUCACGGCCUUCUACACGCCGUCGUGCAUCUGCUCGCCGGCGCGUGGCGCGCUGCUGACCGGCCGGAUGGCGAUUCGAUGGGGUGGCGCCGGCGCAACAUGGCACGGCACGGCCUUUGGAGCGGGCGCAAAUGGUGGGCGGCACACCAUUGGGACGGAGCUCCGCUCGCUCGGCUACGCGACGGCCAUGGCGGGAAAGUGGCACCUCGGCCAGGCGGCGGGACACACGCCCCGCGACCACGGCUUUGACCGCUUCCUCGGCAUCCCCUUCUCCACCGACAUGGGACGCCUCGCAGCUGGGAGCGGGGCAGGCGUGGCCGAGCUGAGCGACGCGCUGCCGCUGCCGCUGCUCGCCAACGAGUCGAUCGCGGAGCAGCCCGCCGACAUCGGAGCGCUCACCGCCACGUACCUCUCCUUCUCUCGCGAGUUUGUGUUCUCCGCCGCCCGCCGCGCCCAGCCGUUCCUCUUCGUCUCCUUCCACCAGCCGCACGCGAUCGGCGAGCUGGGCAGGAUCGUCUCGGAGGCCGGCGCGGCGCGCAGCACGCUGACGCUCUUCGCGUCCGACAACGGCCCGUGGGUGGAGAUGGCCCCCGCGGCUGGCUCGGCAGGCCCGCUGCGGGGCGGCAAGUUCACGACGUACGAGGGAGGCAUCCGCGUGCCCGCGCUCGCGCACUUGCCGGGCACCGUGCCGGCCGGCCGCGUGACGGCCGCCGUGGCCUCGCUGCUGGACGUGCUCCCCACCGCCGUCCGGCUCGCGGGCGGGACUCCGCGCGCGCAGCUGCUCGACGGGAGGGACCUCCGCCCGCUCCUGUCCGGGCGGAGCGAGGCCGAGCGCUCGAUCGCGCGGAUCAACGCCUCCGUCGCCGCUCUGGAGGCGACGCUGCCGGGCAGCAGAGGAGCGCCUCCCGUCCCUAACCAGCUCGGGCGCGGCUACUCGCGGAACGCCACCCUCUGCUGCCAUUCCUCGGGAUCGGGACGGCGGCUCUCCGACUCGCAGAAGGCGAGCGAGCCCCCGACCUGA
Emiliania huxleyi CCMP1516 is the source of this 1164-nucleotide messenger RNA. RefSeq lists its product as hypothetical. The transcript has 7 exons. The coding region runs from base 1 to 1164 and encodes 387 amino acids. Gene Ontology annotation, molecular function: arylsulfatase activity. NCBI's taxonomy places the organism in Eukaryota, Haptophyta, Isochrysidales, Noelaerhabdaceae. The record is from RefSeq and is a predicted model, not a curated record.